Molecule: messenger RNA, 1949 nt
Organism: Syngnathoides biaculeatus (alligator pipefish)
Lineage: Eukaryota; Metazoa; Chordata; Actinopteri; Syngnathiformes; Syngnathidae
Gene: dnaja2a
Product: DnaJ heat shock protein family (Hsp40) member A2a
Exons: 9
Coding region: 153-1394 (413 amino acids)
Biological process (GO): response to heat; protein refolding
Cellular component (GO): cytoplasm; cytosol
Molecular function (GO): Hsp70 protein binding; ATP binding
Source: RefSeq, a predicted model, not a curated record
CUCCGACUGAAGGGGGUGACAAUAGACACCCAGAGCGGUUGACCCCGCAGGAAGUGAAGGCGCGGAAGCCGAGCGAAACAUUUUCCACCCGGCCGGCUCCGUCUCUUUGUCCGUCCACCUCCGCGCUAAAAGCAACAUCUUCAGCGACAACCAUGGCCAAUGUCGCCGACACGAAGCUCUACGACAUCCUCGGCGUGUCGCCGUCUGCCUCCGAGAACGAACUGAAAAAGGCAUACAGGAAGCUUGCCAAAGAGUACCACCCGGACAAGAACCCCAACGCUGGUGACAAGUUCAAGGAAAUCAGCUUCGCCUAUGAGGUGCUGACCAACCCAGAAAAGAAGGACCUUUAUGACCGCUAUGGCGAACAGGGCCUGCGGGAGGGCGGCGGCGGCGGUCCCGGCAUGGACGACAUCUUCUCACACAUCUUUGGCGGCGGGCUCUUUGGCUUCAUGGGCAGCCAGGGCGGACGCUCACGCAAUGGUGGCCGGCGAAGAGGCGAGGACAUGGUGCACCCACUCAAAGUUUCACUGGAGGAUCUUUACAACGGCAAGACCACCAAACUACAACUUAGCAAGAAUGUACUGUGUAGUACUUGUAAUGGACAGGGCGGCAAAACGGGAGCUGUACAGAAGUGCACCGCCUGCCGAGGGCGCGGCAUGCGCAUUAUGAUCAGACAGUUGGCACCGGGCAUGGUGCAACAGAUGCAGUCCGUCUGCUCCGACUGCAAUGGAGAAGGCGAGGUGAUCAGCGAGAAAGACCGCUGUAAAAAGUGUGAGGGUAAGAAGGUGGUGAAGGAAGUGAAGAUCCUGGAGGUGCACGUGGACAAGGGCAUGAAGCACGGCCAGAAGAUCACGUUCGGUGGAGAAGCAGAUCAGGCGCCCAGCGUGGAGCCAGGCGACAUCGUCCUGGUUCUGCAGGAGAAAGAGCACGAGACAUUCCGGCGAGACGGCAACGACCUGUUCAUGAACCACAAGAUCGGCCUGGUGGAGGCGCUGUGCGGGUUCCAGUUCAUGCUGAAACAUUUAGACGGCAGACAGAUUGUGGUCAAGCAUCCCGUGGGGAAGGUCAUCGAGCCGGGCUCGGUGAGGGUGGUGCGAGGGGAGGGCAUGCCGCAGUACAGGAACCCCUUUGAGAAGGGAGACCUGUACGUCAAGUUUGACGUGCAGUUCCCCACGAGCAACUGGAUCAGCCCUGAGAAACUGGCGGAGCUGGAGGACAUGCUUCCGUCACGAACGGAGGCGCCGCUAAUCACCGGCGACACGGAGGAGGUGGACCUGCAGGACUAUGACGUGAGCCAGGGCUCGUCAUCAGGGGGCCGCCGGGAGGCCUACAACGACAGCUCGGACGAGGAGGGCGGCCACCACGGCCCGGGGGUCCAGUGCGCCCACCAGUAGCCCGGAGGGUCCGAGGCAGGCGGGGUGGCAAAAAUCGACUUUAUUUAAAAGAGGUGGCUACCCCCACUGUAAACAUGCCACUGUUACACCCUGUGAGGCAGAGAAUGUCUCUCGUUGGAGUGUUUGCUUCUGUUUUUCAUAGAAUUUACAAUAAUUUAACAAAUGGACAUAUUCACUUGCGUCGUUUUCUCAUAGGAUGUUUGAUUUUUACAACUUUUUUUUUUUUGGUAACUUUUAAUUCCGCCCUUCCUCCAUUUUUGGUCUUUAUAUUUUUAAAUCCAAAUUGUGUGUACCAUUCGGCUGGACGUUGUCACUUGUAUUCAGAAGCGGUAUGUGAUUAAAAAAUAUCAUGACAGAAUUGAUGCACACACAAACUCAAAAGACAAUAGCCUGCAUCUUUAAGUGCAUGUAAAAAAAAUAUAUAUAUAUAUAAAUGUUUUUCUAUUAAAAAUGACUUGAGCUUUUGGUUGGAGCACUCGUACCGCUCUCACGAAGACAAAUGUUUAUGUUGAAUCAAUUGAAGUCAUGUAAUAGCCUCAUUAUCAUGAUUAAAAG